UGCAUUGAAGAAAAUGUUCGUCACUAGUCGUCUACUCGCCAAGAUUUGCGCAUUAGUUUUCGCACUUUAUAUAAUUAUAUGUGAAGGUGGGCAAGAGGACGCUUGGAAUUGCUUAGAGCCCCGAUGUUGCUCUAUUGACUUUAGCAAAAUGGUGGUAACGGUGGAUUUCUUAUUGUAUGCGUGUGGUGAAAAGGUGGAUAAUGAGUGGACGUAUAGUUUGUUUUUGGACACCGGCGAAGAGAUGGACUACAUUGCCUAUCAUCCAUAUCAGGCGUUGGACGAAACACAAUACUGUGGUGAAAUUUGCGAGAAAAUCUUGGUUUGCAUAAAAUCAAACACAUUCAAGGUGUCCGAGGAUAUGGGCGGUUCCGCCGAGUGGUGUUUCCAAGGAAAUGUUGAUGUGAAUAACGACACUAUAUAUAAAGAAGAAAAUAUUUGUUUGACUUUCCACGAAGAUGUCGUUGAUAUACCAAGUAACGUGGUGACUUUCCUUUCAAGUUCAAAUAUUUGGUAAAAUGUGGCCAGUACAGUAGAUAUUUUGAACGUUGCGGAGAGUACAUAUAUGAUUUGUAAAAGUCUUUGCAUAAGAUAUUUUUUUCGCAGCA
Molecule: messenger RNA, 605 nt
Organism: Bactrocera tryoni
Lineage: Eukaryota; Metazoa; Arthropoda; Insecta; Diptera; Tephritidae
Exons: 2
Coding region: 14-514 (166 amino acids)
Source: RefSeq, a predicted model, not a curated record